Molecule: messenger RNA, 2789 nt
Organism: Poecilia reticulata (guppy)
Lineage: Eukaryota; Metazoa; Chordata; Actinopteri; Cyprinodontiformes; Poeciliidae
Source: RefSeq, a predicted model, not a curated record
AUAUAUAUAUUAGUUUUUUGUUUUUUUUUAUCUGUCAGCCAUAAGCAUUGGAAUAAUUAGAUGUAAACACUUGAAAUCUCUCACUGUGUGUAAGUAGUCGAUUUAAACUUAAGAUUUUAUUAUAUACAUUUGUGAUUGUACUAUUUUGUACUGUAUAUCGGUGUAUUUUGUUGCGCUACCUUCUUGUGUUGUCUGUGAAAACGUGCUAAAUAAAUAGUACUUAAAAAGUGCUUAAUUCAAUAUGUAUAUGUACAUUUUAGAGUAGAAUUGUUGGCACACACUAACUUUUUUUUUUUUACAAUAUUCUAUUUUUUUUACAUGCUCCUGUUUUUAUGAUACACUUUUCUGCAAGUUUCUUGUGAAAACAAUUUGUUUUUUAAUUUCUGAAUUAUAUUUUUUGCUUUACCUUAAGUCCACUUGCAGAAACUUAAUUUUUUUGCUCCAAACAGUCUGAUGCUGACCCAUGUGGCUUAUCUUUUUAUUAAAUCAGCCAGGAGUCGUGCCCCCGAGUGCAGGGUGCAUAAAGAAGCCUGCUUUAAAAAGUCAACGGGUAGAGAGUUCUCUCUGCCUCCAAAGAUGAGCUGCACUUGUUCCGUAAUCUGAUUCGCCAAGGAGGCUGCGGACGCCCCGCCCCCCGGCUCGGCCGCCUCCCCGGAUUGGUCCUUCCCGUCGCCCGUCUUGGGGACCCAGAGAGAGGCACGAGCUGGCCUGUAAGCCUGCGCUGGCUGCUUCUCAGUGUCGGACACGUAGUGGGAAAGAGCAGGUCCCGAUGCACAAGUCACGGCAGCCCUGGGCGGAGAUGAAGGCGGACUCCGACUGGCUCUGAUUUUUCAAAGCCCUUUUCAUUCAGGAGCUUGCUUGCCCAAACGGUCAUCGAUAUGGCAGAUCCCUUAUCCCCUGGACCCAACAUUGCAAAAAUGGCGUCACUUAGCCGGGUCCGAGCUUUGGCGAUGAUUUUCUUAGCUGUCACUGGCUGCUGUGUCACCCCGACAAGUGGCAAGGAGGGCUCCGAGGAGACCGUCAUCAUCGGGCUCCGGCUGGAGGACACGGACGACAUUUCCUUCAUGGAUAAAGGCUACCUGCGGGUGAGCGAGCGGUCUCGGGUGAAACUGAGGGUCUACGGGCAGAACAUCAACAACGAGACCUGGUCCAAGAUUGCCUUCACGGAACACGAGCGGAGCCGGGCGGUGGGGGGCUUUGACAGCUCCUCGGGGGAUAACCAGAGCCGGGAGGACUCGUCCGGCUCGCAUCCUUGCGGAAUUAGGACUUCGGAUAUAAUUAUAUUACCCAACAUCAUAUUAAAUCGGAAAACAUCCGGAGUAGUCGAGAUUGAGGUCAAACCCCUGCGGAAGACCGAGAGGAGUAAAGCGUACUACCUUUGCAUCGCCACCUCCACGCCGGCGGUGGCCGGGUUGCACGACCCGUGGACUGAGAACACCUGGAUCUACCACGACGGGGACGACACCAAAGUGAUAGUGGUGGAGGAGAAAAAGUUCCUGCUGCCUUUCUGGCUCCAGGUCAUCUUCAUCUCCAUGCUGCUGUGCCUGUCCGGCAUGUUCAGCGGCUUGAACCUGGGGCUCAUGGCUCUGGAUCCCAUGGAGCUCCAGAUCGUCCAGAACUGCGGCACGGAGAGGGAGAAGAACUACGCCAAGAAGAUCGAGCCGGUGCGGAGCCAGGGCAACUACCUGCUCUGCUCGCUCCUGCUCGGGAACGUGUUGGUGAACACCACGCUGACCAUCCUCCUGGACGACAUCGCCGGCUCCGGGCUCAUCGCGGUGGUCAUGUCCACCAUCGGGAUCGUUAUCUUCGGUGAAAUCGUGCCGCAGGCCAUCUGCUCCAGACACGGCCUGGCCGUGGGGGCAAACACCAUCUUCCUCACCAAGUUCUUCAUGCUGCUCACCUUCCCGGCGUCCUACCCGGUGAGCAAGCUGCUGGAUUACCUGCUCGGACAGGAGAUCGGCACCGUGUACAACAGGGAGAAGCUGCUGGAGAUGCUGCGCGUCACGGACCCUUACAACGACCUGGUGAAGGAGGAGCUGAACAUCAUCCAGGGCGCGCUGGAGCUCCGGACUAAGACCGUGGAGGACGUCAUGACGCCGCUGAGAGAUUGCUUCAUGAUGCCCGGGGACACGAUCCUGGACUUCAACACCAUGGCCGAGAUCAUGAGGAGCGGCUACACGCGCAUCCCGGUGUUCGAGGGCGAGAGGUCCAACAUAGUGGAUCUGCUGUUUGUGAAGGACCUGGCCUUCGUUGACCCGGAUGAUUGCACGCCGCUCAAAACCAUCACAAAGUUUUACAGCCACUCGCUGCAUUUUGUGUUUAAUGACACCAAGCUGGAUGCGAUGCUGGAAGAGUUUAAAAAAGGAACAUCCCACCUGGCCAUAGUUCAGAGGGUGAACAAUGAAGGCGAGGGAGACCCCUUCUAUGAGGUUCUGGGAAUUGUCACCCUGGAGGACGUUAUUGAAGAAAUAAUCAAGUCAGAGAUCCUGGAUGAGACUGACUUAUACACCGACAACAAGACGAAGAAGAAAAUCACCCAUCGGGACAGGAAGCAGGACUUCUCKGCCUUCAAGCCCACUGACAAUGAAAUGAAGGUUAAAAUAUCACCUCAGCUUCUGCUGGCUGCCCUGCGUUUCCUAGCUACAGGGCUGGAGCCAUUUUUUCUUAUCCGUCAGCCAAAAAUAUACUGAUCUCGUCUCAGUGUGUACAAGGCCUGAAGAAAUUUUUUUGUUUGUUUGUUUGUUUAUUUUGCCAGAGCUGCAGUCAUAAAUCUAUUUGUAUAAGAUCAG